AUGAAUCUAACGACGAAAGCAUGGAUGGCAGGCCCUCCAUUAGAAGUUCUUCUCAAUAUAUGCCCUCAACCUCCUUAUAUCAAAGAUAUGUCAGAUAAUCCAUCUAAUAAUUGGAUAUUUAUGAUCAAACCAUUUAAAUAUAAUGCAUCUAAUCCUAAUCGUGAACCUGUACCAAUCAAUGAAGAUAAUCGUUAUAUUGAUGCAUGGAAUGAACAUCAUGUUCGUAUGCCAUGUUCAAUAUCUUAUACUACAAAAGAUGGACAUUUACGAUGGCCUAUCAUUUGUCAAUUAUUAUGUUAUCUUAAACGAAAAUGUGAUAAUCAUACAGCAACUGUAGAAGAUUUAAAAAGAAUAAUUGAAAAUUGUGCUGAACGUCAUUAUAAUAUGGAUUGUCUCGAACAUCUCAUUAAUGAAAUUUAUUCAAAUGAACAACGUUUAUAUUUCAUGUCUAUUGUUCUUUCAAAUCUUUGUUCACUUGUAUUAAAUGUCGAUCUUAUAUGUAGUCGACCACCACCUUUAUUACGUAUUAAAUCAAAACGUGCCGUAACAAUGUCACAACGACAAGCUGCUUCAUUGUUAGCAUGUGCAUUUUUUUGUUUAUUUCCAUAUCGUUCUAGUCCAAAAGUAAAGAAAGAAUAUGAAAGUUUUCAAAAUCCAAAUUUUAAUACAUUAUAUCAACGUGGACCUAUAGAAAAAAUUGAAAAAUUAAAAUGUAUUUUACAUUAUUUUGAACGUAUUACGAGACAAAUGCCUAAUGGUGUAAUUACUUUUCGACGAUAUGAAUUAUCUGAUACAUAUGUACCAAAAUGGUCUAAAUCAACAAAAGGUCUCAUUCCUAUGCAUUUAACAACAGCUCAAAAGAUAGAAGAUAUUGAUUGUGUUUUACAAAUUGAUUUUGCUAAUAGAUAUAUUGGUGGUGGUGUAUUAACUUCAGGCUGUAUUCAAGAAGAAAUAAGAUUUAUUACUUGUCCUGAAAUGCUUCUUAGUUUACUUGUCUGUGAAGCAUUAGAACCGAAUGAAUGUAUCUAUCUAAUUGGUUGUGAACGAUAUUCAUCGUAUAAAGGUUAUUCAAAAACAUUUCAAUAUGAUGGGGAUUAUAUCGAUAACAAACCUAAAGAUAAUUGGGGAAGAAAAUGGUCUCAUCUAGUAGCUAUUGAUGCUGUCUAUUUUCGUGAUAGAUCAGCACAAUACAAUAUGAAAUAUGUAAAACGUGACUUAAUCAAAGCUUUUGCUGGUUUUCAUACUCAAGGACAAACAUCGGAUCAUGCAUUUCCUAUUGCAACUGGAAAUUGGGGUUGUGGUGUAUUCAAUGGUGAUAAACAACUAAAAGCAAUUAUCCAAUUAAUAGCUGCUUCUGAGGCUGUACGUCCAUUGAUAUAUGCAGCUUAUGGUGAUAAGAAUGUAAUCGAAUCCUUCUACAAAGUAUAUGAUUAUUUGAUAGGUCAACGUGCUAAAGUACGAGAUUUAUAUCGUUAUCUUGAUCUAUAUUGUAAUGGACAUAGACGAUGUUCAUUGUUUGAUUUUAUUCUACGGACACCUGUUUCAACACUUGAUUCUUAA
This is a messenger RNA of Rotaria sp. Silwood1, 1560 nucleotides long. The record is from the annotation of a GenBank genome assembly. Lineage: Eukaryota; Metazoa; Rotifera; Eurotatoria; Philodinida; Philodinidae.